AAACUAAAUAAUAGACAUAAACCACAUACCAUGUGGUCACCAAUUAAUUUCUCCUCUCUCAGAAGAACUGAUAUGCAAGUUCUAAGAUGGGUGUGGCGCAGGAGAUUUCCUCUGAGGGCCUGUCUCCACAGAAACCACUCAUCGUCGUUCCACAGCCCAGCCAGCCCCCUCUCCUCACUGAUACCCAUGGUGGUGGAGCAAACGGGCAGAGGAGAGAGGGCUUACGAUAUCUUCUCCAGGCUGUUGAAGGAGAGAAUCAUUUGUCUCAUGGGACCAAUCCAUGAUGAGUACUCUAGUCUGGUCGUGGCACAGCUGCUGUUCUUACAGUCGGAGGAUGCUCACAAACCCAUCAACAUGUACAUCAACAGUCCAGGUGGGUCUAUUACAGCUGGUCUAGCUAUCUAUGACACCAUGGAGUACAUCCGUCCCCCUGUCUCCACCCUCUGUAUGGGGCAGGCCUGCAGUAUGGGGGCCUUCCUGUUAGCAGCUGGCUCGGAGGGACUCCGCUAUUGUCUGCCCCACUCCAGAGUUAUGAUUCACCAACCACACGGCUCAGCUGGGGGGCAAGCCACAGACAUCGCUAUACAAGCUGAAGAGAUUAUCAAACUGAAGAAGAUGCUCAAUCAACUGAUGUCACAGCACACCGGACAACCCGUGGAUUUGAUUGGGGAAGUGACUGAGAGAGACAAGUUCAUGUCUCCUGUGGAGGCCAAGGAGUUCGGGAUAGUGGAUCAUGUGCUCACUCGAGAACUCAGAGAAGAAGGCAAAAACAAGGACUAGCUCAUUUCUGUAAUCAUUCAUUGUCUGUGUGCUUUGUGCAUAGCUCGAAACCAUACCCUGUGGAAAUGUACAAGCAUUUAUGUCAUUUGUACCUGUCUUUGUCAAUUGUUCUUUAUAAUAAUGAUUGAUAUUGCUGUGA
Halichondria panicea is the source of this 919-nucleotide messenger RNA. Its product is annotated as ATP-dependent Clp protease proteolytic subunit-like. The transcript has 7 exons. Lineage: Eukaryota; Metazoa; Porifera; Demospongiae; Suberitida; Halichondriidae. Bases 31 to 780 code for a protein of 249 amino acids. Gene Ontology annotation, molecular function: ATP-dependent peptidase activity; serine-type endopeptidase activity; ATPase binding. Gene Ontology annotation, cellular component: endopeptidase Clp complex. The record is from RefSeq and is a predicted model, not a curated record. Gene Ontology annotation, biological process: protein quality control for misfolded or incompletely synthesized proteins.